Molecule: messenger RNA, 2428 nt
Organism: Salmo salar (Atlantic salmon)
Lineage: Eukaryota; Metazoa; Chordata; Actinopteri; Salmoniformes; Salmonidae
Source: RefSeq, a predicted model, not a curated record
GCCCCAUGACGCCAACCAAUGAAAUCCUUUCUCUUCACUCUAAAAGGAAGUAAACAGUGACCGAGAACAACUUUCACGUUAGUGUUUUUAUUUAGACAUUUUUAACAUAAUGGAACUACAAAUAUGACUAAUUGAACUGCUAAGCAUCAGAUACGUACCCCAAGUAGUCUUUAAUUCGCGUUGGAGACAGGACUUGGUUGAUUGGCGUUAUCUAGCUGACGCUAGCUAGCUGCUAAUAAUGGCUAACUGUAUGGUUUUUCACACUCAAAUAGCCUCCAUCAUGGAGGUGCUAGCGAAUGCAGCCGUGGCAGAGAUCUGUAAACUCGUAGACGACGACUAUGCAGUGUUUCGUUUGGAAGUAACUCAGAGACAGAAAGAAAACAGAGGAUUGCGGAGGAAACUACAGCUACUGGAACUGAAGGUGGCACGGGAGCGCGCCCUCCCCAGUCGUCCCAGUAGUGUAAAGGUCCUCGACCGAUACAGAGGAAUGGCAAGAGGUGAAGGACAUCUCACUGGAGGCCACAGGAACUUUGUGAAGCCAGUGGGCCACAAUACAUGGAGAAAUGACCAACCCGUAGCUGUAGAUGAAGGGAGUGGAACCUCAACCCAGCACGUUAUCGUAAUAGAGUCUGCAGAUGCAGAGGCUGCAGGUUCUGAGGUCGAGCAGGAGAGAUCUGAAGGAGAGGAGGACCCACGGCACAGCAGAGACAUCCAGACUGGAGCAGCUGGAGUGCCCUAUGAAGCUACAGAGGACCCCACCACCGCUGCUCACGAGCCAAAGAACCGACGCAGCAUCACGGAGGUCAGUGGAAGGCCGGACACCAUCCUCAAGUCAGAGACAGACACCAAGACUUUAAUUGUAACACAAAGGCUCUUACACACAGGAUCUGACCAAUUAUCAGAUCCAAAGAGACUGGGGCUGGAGCCACUGGACUGUCCUCCUGCUCCCAGCUCAGAGUAUUUACCGUUAUUUAACCAGAGCAAGAGGCCUGCUCAUUCCCGUGGAGAUGGUGAAACAUUAGACACUGGUGGUGAUGAUCCGUCUUGUUCUUACGCUACAGAGAUGGACCCUGGCAACAUAUCCUUGGGUUUAGAGAGACAGACUGAUCUGUCUAGAGGGGACUGGAACCGGUAUAGUAGUAGUGUAUACUCUGAAGGGUGCCUAGAUAAGAAAGGGGAGGUUAUAGUCGUAGAUGAGGUGACUGUGAAAGUGGAGGGCGACACAUCUCUGACAUGGAAUGCAGACGAGACUCACUUUUUUGAAGGACACUCGCAGGGCAACACCAAUAACUUCUUAGACUACAGGGAAAGCUUAGAGACAAAUCUAAAUGUUGCAACCCACUCCCCUUUACACGCAUUCAGGGAUCGCAACUCAGUGUCCACGUCAAUGGCACCUCCCGAUUCAGACGGCCACAUCCUUUUCGAUCAGAUAUUGAACUCAAAUAACAGGGCUAGAGCCCAGGCCCAGGGAAGGGGAGCAAUAUCAGGCGGUAGUAAAGAAAAACGGUUCCUCUGCAUGUUCUGUAACAAAGGCUUCAGCUGCUCCCAGAAGGUGGAGAUCCACCAGAGGGUCCACACAGGGGAAAAACCCUACAGCUGUACCCAGUGUCACAUGCGCUUCACCCAGGCUGGUGACCUGAAGAGGCAUCAAAGGGUCCACACAGGGGAGAAACCUUACAGCUGCCCCCAGUGUGAGAAGAGGUUCUCUCGCCACCACCAUUUGAAGAUGCACUUGAAGGUCCACACGGGAGAGAGGCCGUUCGUCUGAACGCACUGCAGGUAGAGGUUCUCAGAAAGGAGCUACCUUAGGAUACACCAGCAGAAAAACCAUUCCACUCUAUAACAUAGCUUAUGACGUUUAGAUCAAACCCUGUAUUUAAAGGAAAAUUGUUUUUAUUUAUUUUUUUCUGCAGAAAAGACCCACCGAUGCAUUUGUAAUAACGAGAGUAACAGAUUUCAGUGUUGAAUAUUCCUUGGUAGAAUAUUGCAUCAGCAGAAAAAACAUUCCACUCUAUAACAUAGGAAGUAAACAUUCCACUCGAUCACUUCUGACGUUUUGACAAACCCUGCAUUAUAGACAAAGAUUAAUUUGAAUUGUUGUCAGUAGAAAAGAUCCACAGAUGCAUUUGGAAUAAUGAGAGUAACAGAUUUCAGUGUUGAAUAUUCCUGGGUAAAAUAUUUCAUCCACACAUUGUGGAAUUUCUAAGGCAUAUAUAAGCCUAUCAAGUCUGUUACUUAUUGUGUUUGUCCUGUGUCGGCUAUAUGUUGUUCACAAAUGCCUAUUUCAUUACUUCCAUUCAACUACUUAAUUUUUUCCCAAAGACUCUUUUUAAAGAGAAAAUGUUCAUGCUGAUUUUUAGUUGAGACAUUUGUAUAUGUGGUGUAUUUAAAACUUGUUUGUUUAAUAAACACAAAAUGGGACUUUUCA